AUGUCUAAAGAAUUCGAAACUUCGGGAAUCGAAAGGGUUCCAGAUUUCCAACUUCCUCAGUACGCAUUUGAGUUGACGAAUCCAGAACUAAAAUCUCGCCACCCUGCUGCCAUCAAGUAUAUCACCACACAAAUUGAAAAAGAAGACUUGGCACCAUACUACUACUACCUCCACCAUGAAUACUUCAAGAAAGAUGCCUCUUUUUUGCCUUGGGAUGAAACAAUGUACGAAAAUUUGAAGAGUAAUAAUGACGCCAAAAUCAAGGAAUUGAACAAUAAGAUCACUACCAUUGAAGAAGAGGAUGAAGAUAACGAAUUAGACAAAGUCAUUGCCAUCACCAAAUUGGGGGAAUACUAUGCGAAAAUUGGGGAUCGUUCUAAUGCCAUCAAAACUUUGAGAAAAGCUUUUGAGUUGAGUUCUUCCACCGGAACUAAAAUCGAUAUCUUGUUGACGAUUUCAAGAAUUGGCUUUUUUUUCAACGAUUUACAUUUCACUGAGAAAAUAUUAAGCGAAGCCAGUUUAUUGAUCGAAAAAGGUGGUGAUUGGGAACGUCGUAACCGUUACAAGACCUACUAUGGUAUUCAUUUGAUGUCGAUUAGAAAUUUUGAAGAAGCCGCAAAGUUAUUGGUGGACUCUUUGUCGACUUUCACAUCUACCGAAAUUGCCACAUACGAACAGAUUGCCGUCUUGGCAGUGUUAGCGGGCUUGUUGGUAUUUGAAAGAAAAGAUCACAAGAAGAAGAUUGUUGAUUCUCCAGAAAUUUUAUCGUUGGUAACCACCUCCCACGAAGUUAAGUUAGUCACCAGCUUGAGUGAUGCUUUGUACCAUACUCAAUACCAAAACUUGUUCCCAUUCUUGUCACAAGUGUAUGACGAAGUGUUGAUUUCAUCGCAAUAUUUAUCGAUCCAUGCAAACUACUACAUUAGAGAAUUGAGAAGAAAAGCAUAUGCCCAAUUAUUAGAUUCAUACAAGGCUUUAUCUUUGAAAUCUAUGGCUGAGCAAUUCGGCGUUUCUGUGGAGUUCUUAGAUAAUGAUUUGUGUAAAUUCAUCCCAAACAAGAAAUUGAAUUGUGUUAUUGAUAGAGUCAACGGAAUUGUGGAAACUAAUAGACCAGACAACAAGAAUGCUCAGUACCAAUUAUUAAUCAAACAAGGUGAUUCCCUAUUGACCAAGUUACAGAAAUAUGGUGCUGCUGUGAAGUUGAGUGGUACCAGCACAGUAGCUUAA
Messenger RNA from Saccharomycopsis crataegensis, 1227 nucleotides. RefSeq names its product proteasome regulatory particle lid subunit RPN7 (gene RPN7). Gene Ontology annotation, cellular component: proteasome regulatory particle. Gene Ontology annotation, biological process: proteasome-mediated ubiquitin-dependent protein catabolic process. Lineage: Eukaryota; Fungi; Ascomycota; Saccharomycetes; Ascoideales; Saccharomycopsidaceae. The transcript has a single exon. Gene Ontology annotation, molecular function: protein binding. The coding region runs from base 1 to 1227 and encodes 408 amino acids. The record is from RefSeq and is a predicted model, not a curated record.